Molecule: messenger RNA, 978 nt
Organism: Ilex paraguariensis (yerba mate)
Lineage: Eukaryota; Viridiplantae; Streptophyta; Magnoliopsida; Aquifoliales; Aquifoliaceae
Source: the annotation of a GenBank genome assembly
AUGGUUUUUCAGGUGGUGUUUUUCACCAACUCCGGAACAGAAGCAAAUGAGUUAGCGAUGAUGAUUGCACGGUUGUAUACUGGGUGCCAUGACAUCAUAUCACUGAGGAAUGCGUACCAUGGGAAUGCAGCGGGGACUAUGGGUGCCACUGCACAAUCUAACUGGAAAUUUAAUGUUGUGCAGAGUGGAGUUCAUCAUGCCGUGAACCCAGACCCAUACAGAGGCAUCUUUGGUUCAGAUGGUGAACAGUACGCAAAAGAUAUUGAAGACCUCAUUCAAUUUGGAACUUCUGGCCGUGUUGCUGCAUUUAUUUCUGAAGCUAUACAGGGAGUGGGUGGUAUUGUUGAAUUGGCUCCUGGUUACAUGCCUGCUGCCUAUAGCAGUGUUAAAAAAGCAGGAGGCAUUUGUAUUGCCGAUGAGGUCCAAUCUGGUUUUGCUCGCACAGGGAGUCAUUUCUGGGGAUUUGAGGCCCAUGGAGUUGUGCCAGACAUAGUGACAAUGGCCAAGGGCAUCGGAAAUGGGAUUCCCCUUGGUGCUGUGGUAACUACUCCUGAGAUUGCACAGGUCUUGACGCAACGCAGUUACUUUAAUACCUUUGGAGGAAACCCCGUAUGUACUGCCGCAGGGCUUGCUGCUCUCAGAGUGAUUGAGAAAGAAAAACUUCAGGAUAAUGCACAUGCCGUGGGAUCCUAUCUGAAAGGACGCCUCAAUACCCUCAAGGAUAAGCAUGAAAUUAUUGGGGAUGUGAGAGGAAGAGGAUUGAUGCUUGGAGUUGAGCUUGUAACUGAUCGGCAAUUGAAAACUCCUGCGAAGGUUGAAAUUCUACAUGUGAUGGAGCAGAUGAAAGACAAUGGAGUGCUGAUCGGCAAAGGUGGAUUCUAUGGCAAUGUUUUCAGAGUUACACCUCCACUCUGCUUCACUAAGGAAGAUGCAGACUUUCUUGUGGAUGUUAUGGAUUAUGCAAUAUCAAAUACGUGA